GCUUCCUCAUCUCCAAGUGCGGCUUCCCCGUCUUCAAAGCCAAGACUGGCAAAGCCAAGCGGGUCCGGACCACCUUCACGAGCGACCAGCUGGCCCGGCUGGAGAAGGCGUUUGCGCGGCGGCAGUACAUGAUGGGCAAAGAGAGGUGCCUGCUCGCUUCUUCCCUGCACCUCACAGAAGAGCAGGUGAAAGUCUGGUUCCAAAACCGGAGGAUCAAGUGGAGGAAACAAACCCUGGAACAACAACAAGCCAAACUGGCCAAAAUGGGUUUAGCCACCUCGCAGAGGAGCCCCGAUUCGCAGAGCCACCACGGCGAGGAGGACAAGGACUUCCCGGCAGAGUCAGAGGAUGGCCAGGAGGACACGACCUCAGCACCUGCACAGACUGUGGCAAAGAGCUGCUGA
Molecule: messenger RNA, 404 nt
Organism: Apaloderma vittatum (bar-tailed trogon)
Lineage: Eukaryota; Metazoa; Chordata; Aves; Trogoniformes; Trogonidae
Product: homeobox protein not2-like
Exons: 2
Biological process (GO): central nervous system development; neuron differentiation; regulation of DNA-templated transcription
Molecular function (GO): DNA binding; DNA-binding transcription factor activity, RNA polymerase II-specific
Source: RefSeq, a predicted model, not a curated record